Molecule: messenger RNA, 3183 nt
Organism: Fibroporia radiculosa
Lineage: Eukaryota; Fungi; Basidiomycota; Agaricomycetes; Polyporales; Fibroporiaceae
Exons: 8
Coding region: 1-3183 (1060 amino acids)
Biological process (GO): dephosphorylation
Molecular function (GO): phosphatase activity
Source: RefSeq, a predicted model, not a curated record
AUGUCCGCGACGUACUGGCCUAACGGCCGUGCAUAUUCGGCUGCACUUUCCUACGCCGUGGCGGUCCUCGGCUCUAUCCUCGUGAAUGCGCUGCCAUCGUCGGACAGGGUAGGGCUAUUGUUUUCAUACUGGAUUUCGAUCACGAUGCUCGCGCCGUUUGUCAUUGUCCUGGCGUGGGUCGGAUCGCUUACAGCAGGACACACGAAGCGCGUAACGAUGAACGCCAUGGUCAUGGUCGGAUAUGCCCUUGGUAAUGCCGUCGGGCCGCAGUUUUGGCUGGUGAAAUAUCAGCCUCGGAACCAUGUCCCAUGGGCGAUCCUUACUGCGUGCUGGGCCACCUGUCUCGUACUGCUGCUGGUCACUCGAUGGGUGCUCGUACGGGAGAAUGUGCGGCGCGACGCGGAGCCACACGACCCGAUGUAUGAUGAGGUGUACAUGAUAGAUGAGAAGACGGGUGAGGAGAAGAAGGUCGAUAAGGUCGAAGGUGUUCUCUGCAGCAAAGCAGGAACCAUCUCCUCAGGAACGAUCCAUCUAACCGCGCACCAUCUCAUCUUCCACUACGACGACGCAGAGAAGGAGGAGACAUGGGUCCCGUACCCAUUGAUAUCCCUGGUGACGCGGCUGCCGCUCACCCUGCAGGGACAAUACCCACUAAGCGUCCGGACGCGCACUUUCGAAGCGCUGGCGCUGGUGUUUGCUUCGGAGACGGACGCGGUGGACGUAUUUGAGAGCGUGAAGGAGCUGACGGUCGCAACGUCCGUCAACCAGUUAUAUGCGUUCUUUUAUGUCCCCAACCCUCCGUAUGCGGUCCAGACAGGCUGGUCGCUGUAUUCUCCGCGAGAGGAGUUUGGGCGUAUGGGGGUGGGCUCUCGCACAAAGGCGUGGCGGUUUACCGAUAUUAACAGAGACUACUCGUUCUCACCAACAUACCCUGCGCGACUCGUCGUGCCCACUCGCAUAAGCGACACGACACUGCAGUAUGCAUCGAAGUACCGCAGCAAGUUUAGGUUGCCCGUACUGACGUACCUUCAUUGGGCAAAUUACGGAAGCAUCACGCGCUCCAGCCAGCCGAUGGUCGGAUUAACGAAUAAUCGUUCAAUACAAGACGAGAAGCUCAUUGAAGCCGUCUUUCAGUCCCAUUGGUCCCCUGAAUCACGCGCCUCCAGCGGCCCCGUGUACGGUGCAACCGCGACAAACAUGAUCAUUGACGCACGGCCCACUACUAAUGCUAUGGCCAACACGGCCAAAGGUGCAGGCACGGAGAAUAUGGAUCACUACAAAGAUGCAAAGAAAGCGUACCUCGGAAUCGACCACAUACACGUGAUGCGGGAGUCCCUGGCAAAAGUUGUAGAAGCCCUCAGGGAGACGGAAAUGGCCUCGGCUGUCCUAGGGACUAGUGAAGAACGCCUUGGUGAAGGGACUGUGACCUCCGUGCUCGAUAGACAAGCACUUCGGCGGUCAGGAUGGCUCAAGCAUAUCUCGGCGAUCAUAGAAGGCUCCUUGCUCAUCGUGCGGAAUGUCCAUGUUAAUUCGUCACACGUUCUCAUCCACUGUUCCGACGGCUGGGACCGAACUGCGCAACUAUCGUCAUUGUCCCAACUCUGCUUGGAUCCGUUUUAUCGGACGAUGCGCGGAUUCCAGAUCCUGGUCGAAAAGGAUUGGGUCUCAUUCGGCCACAAGUUCCUGGAUCGGUGCGGCCAUCUGUCUUCGGAAAAGUUCUUCCUCGCCCCAGUUGAGAAUACGGGCGCUGGUGGCGGUGCGGAAGCCGCACAGGCCUUCUUGGCAUCUAUGCAGAACCGGUUCGCUUCCCAGCACCACAUCAAGGAGACUAGCCCUGUUUUCCACCAAUGGCUGGAGUGCGUGCGACAGCUACAGCGACAAUUCCCAGAACGAUUCGAGUUCAACGAGCGUUUCCUCCGACAGUUACACUACCACUUGUACUCAUGCCAAUUUGGUACGUUUUUGUUCAAUACUGAACGCGAACGGCGUGUAGGUGAGGGUAGUAAUCUGCCGCCAUGGGAGCGUACCGUGAGCGUAUGGGACUUCUUCAACUCACCACCCGAGGUUGAGUUAAAUCGCAAUCCUGAUUACGACUCCUCGCUGGACGACUCAACCAGCCGUGUACCAAAAGCAGAUAUGGGCGUGCUUUUGCCCAAUCCCAGGGAUGUGCGUUUCUGGCACGAACUAUACGGUCGCACGGAUGAGGAGAUGAAUGGCAGGUUUGUCACUCGCCAGCUCGCUCCGGAAACAGAAUUUGUAGGUCCAAUAGAGAGCUCUGCGGAUGAUCCAGUGGGUACGGUUCCAUAUUCUAUUCCACUUCCGCCGUCCCCUGCCAUAUCUCCCUCCCUCAGCAUCCCUCCAUCGCAAACGGUCGCUCGGAGAGUUUUUGAGAGGAGCGAUUCGCCUUCGGCGCCAGGCUCGGCACUCGGGAGUUCGGCAUUGACUCUGGAUGCACCUGGUAUACGUGACGGGUUAGACAGCGCCUCGGGACGCAGGGUUGUGCCGCCCCGUACUCCUUCGCCCGUCUCACGCUCAUCAGUCGCGUCCCGUGUACCUCCCACUUUGCAAGUGACAGAGCUAUUGUCCAGCACCAAUGUGCGCUCGAUGUGGGGUCGAUUUUCUUCAAAUGCAACCGCAGCAUUUUCGGCAGUUCAGGACGUGUAUGGAGGGGUGGCAAAGGACUUUCGGGGAUUGGCAAUUGGCACGGGGACGGGCGGGAACGCCGCGGGUGGCGAGUUGAAGAGCCGCGACGAGCUUGGUGUCUGGGGGGAGGUGCAGGAACACAGCAGGCGGCCGUCGUCUCCCCGCAUUUCCGGAAUCUCGCACACGAUUGGACCUAGCUCUACCAACCCCUGGUCAACGACAAAGGCGCACCCGGAGGUGCCUUCGAUGCUGUUUGACAACCCUUGGAGCUCGGCGCGCUCGCCCACGCCCGAGCCAGCGCCAGUGCGCUCGUCACCUGCCUCUUCAAACCCGAGUCUUUUGGAUCCGACGGUUGCGCUGCCUGGUGCUUCUUUGCAGUCAUCCUCACGCACUCUCCACUCAGUCUCACGAAUAGGAUCGUUAUCUCAAAAUGCGGGACGAGAUAUCCCCUCGCUUUCCCCGCCCCCGUCGGUUUCAUCUGAGCCACCCCAUCCUGUUUCAUCCGCCUCUUCAGACCCUCUAGGAGUAGGACUUUUGUAA